Paramuricea clavata is the source of this 1656-nucleotide messenger RNA. NCBI's taxonomy places the organism in Eukaryota, Metazoa, Cnidaria, Anthozoa, Malacalcyonacea, Plexauridae. The record is from the annotation of a GenBank genome assembly.
AACCAGAAGGGUUCAAUCCGCACAGAUCGUAUCAAGCUACGGCAUCAAGAUGUUAGGUACGAGGUCGUGUACCAAGAAGGAAAGCUUAAUAAAGUUGAUUUUACGUCAAGGAAAGCCAAACCUUUACAAAUGAUGACGAACGAGGAGCGAGAAGAAGCGGAAGAGCUCAAUAAUCUCUUAUAUAUGCUACACACCACGCCAGUUAUGGAUAGCAUUGGGAUUGGGAAUAUUGCAAUACACACGAAGAUGGAUGAAACAUUAACUGAGCUUGCAAAGAUCAUACAAAAUGAUCGAAAAUGGAUACCAAAAACUUUGCAUCCUAAAGUACGAAGGUUCGAGCAACUUAUCCCAGAAAUAACCAUCGCAGGAAACGGCGUUAUGUUCAAAGGAGAGAGAAUUAUUCUUCCAGAGAGCCUGCAAGAUACAGCAAUUCAGCUGGCCCAUAGAGGAAGUCUCAUGGGACAGAGUGGGAUUGAAAGGCGUCUAAGGUAUCACUUUUUCUUCCAUGAUAUGCAUCCCAAAGUGAAGCAAUUCGUCGAGAGUUGCAAAGAGUGCAAUAUUUUCAGUGACAAGAAGACGUCCGAACCAAUUAAAGCGCACGAGGUACCAAGAAAAUGUUGGGAGACGAUUGCAGUAGAUCUAUUUGGCCCUAUGCCGUCCUCAAAGCAUGUAGUUGUCGUCCAGGACCUAGCUUCAAGAUUUCCAGCUGCAAAGUUGGUUGCCUCUACCAAAGCUUCCCAUGUUCUCCCGGCUAUGGACGAGAUAUAUAAUUCGUAUGGAAACCCAGAACAUCAACUCUCGGACAAUGGACCACCAUUUAACUCGGAAGCUAUGGAAGCAUUUGCUCAGAAGCGAGAUAUCCAUUUGAAGAAGAUCCCUCCAUUGCACCCAUCGGCUAAUCCUGUGGAGACCUUUAUGAAGCCACUUGGAAAAACCAUGAAAAUAGCACACUAUAACAAGUCCUCGGAGAAAGAAGCACUUAACCACCUGUUGAUGAAUUAUCGUGACACCCCACACCCAGCUACUGGUAUUCCCCCUGCUGCUAUGCUUUUCAAAGAGAGUAGUAAGAGUGCCUUCCCAAGAAGAUCUGUACCUGCAGAGCAAGUGGAAGAGGCUAGAGGAAAGGACAAGGCAAUGAAACAGGAUCGUCAGGACCAAGUUAAUGCAUCUAAGUAUAAGAUACCGUCAGAGUUUCAAAUUGGAGAUGAUGUAAUGUUACGAAAUUACAGAAAGUCCUCCAAGUUUGAUCCUGUAUUCCUUCCAGAGAAUUGUGAGAUUGUUGAAUGCUCAGAUGAUGAUCGAUUCCUAACUAUCGAAAGAAAGCGUGAUGGGACGAUCUUUAAAAGACACCCGGAUGACGUCAAAUGUUACUACGGACCGCAUGAUACAGUUAUGGAAAGGGGCGUAAUAUCGGAUGAAGCUAUCGAAAAUGGGGAAUGGCAUAGAUGGUUUGAGCAGUGUAGACCCAAGGUAGAUGACAGUUAUGAAAGCGGAAAUCAAGAUGAGGAAGAUAAACAAGAGACUAACCACGUAGAACCAGGGCAUGAGAAUGGAGGCGAAGUAAGCAGCGCAAACGACUGCCCUGGAUCUUGUAUUCCUCGUCGACCACAAAGGCUACGAAGACCUAACCCCAGAUAUAUUGACUAUGAAAUGUAA